UUAUUAUUAUUAUUAUUAUUAUUGCUGGUGCUGCGGUUACAAUCCACUAAGAAAGACGAACAACACUAAGAAGUUAAAACUUACCGGCGUUCAUUCUCGUGUGAUAUAAAAGAUCUCGACAUGGAAGCGGGCCAUCGGAAAUAAUUCUUCUUAAAUACUUUAAUUUUUACUUUCCUCCUCCACACAAUCCAAUUCCUCCUUUUUUUAUAUAUAUAUAUUUUUUUUGUGUUCUUGCGCCGUUCGGCAAAGCUGCUUCGAAAUCCCGAACAGUCUAUAUUUUUUUUGCCUCCCCCCGGCCGAAAGAGGAAACUUUCUUUUUUUUUAAUAUAUUCCAUUCCGUCCAUCAAACACCCGCAGCAACGACAAUUUUCCCGCAUAAUUUGCCCUUCCUUUUAGCCUUCCCCUAGGCCUGUGAGGCCGCCUGUAUUCCAGCUGUCUACACUCUUUCACCAUCCCGACGAGCUAAAUAUAUGAACUAGCUUCUGUCGUCAUGGGCCUGCUAGCGCUUGGCACCCCGCUGGCCUGGCCGGAAGCGAAGAAGAAUGCAAAGCAGGUCAGGGAAUGGGGAAUUGAACAACUUCUGGCCAUCUGGAGAAAGGCGAAGGGCAAGGAACGAGAUGCCCUGCUCUGGGGCGAUGAGGUUGAGUACCUUGUCGUAGCCGUGGAUGAGAAGGCACAGAAAGUGCGCCUUUCCCUCCGCCAGGCGGAUAUCUUGGAUUCGCUCGCUCACGAGGAAGCGCAGGCAAAUGGGAAGUUGGUGCAGGGGCUUCUGGAUGGAGUAAAGGAGCCACUUCCCAAGUUCCACCCGGAGUUUGGACGGUUUAUGUUGGAGGCGACCCCAGGUCAGCCAUGGGGAAUCGGAUUCGAAGAUCUCUUAAAGGUGGAGUCUAACAUGAAGUGGAGGAGAGUUAUUGCGAAAAAGCAUAUGGCACCGAAUGAGUAUCCCAUAACCCUCACCACAUUCCCACGGCUAGGCACCAAGGACGACUUCACAUAUCCGUCCUACCCCCUCUCCGGCGGUGCGCUCCGCUCCCAAUUCGUCCCCGACGAAAUCGCAAACCCCCAUAUUCGCUUUCCCACACUAGCAGCGAAUAUCCGGUCCCGGAGAGGCCGAAAAGUGCGACUGAAUGUCCCGGUGUUUCGAGAUACGAAUACUCCAUGGCCAUUUAAUGACCCUACCGUCAACUACGAUCUCCAUAACUGGCCAGAGGACGAUGAUGUCCGCAAGGGAGCUGUGAAACAGAAUCAUGUGUAUAUGGAUGCCAUGGCGUUUGGAAUGGGAAGUUGUUGCUUGCAGAUCACCUUUCAGUGCAAGAAUAUUAAAGAGGGGCGGAGACUUUAUGACCAGUUAAGCCCACUGGGCCCGAUAAUGCUGGCAUUGACCGCUGCUACACCGAUUUACAAAGGGUUCUUAGUGGACACUGACGUGCGGUGGAACCAGAUCAGCAACGCGGUUGAUUGCCGCACUCCUGAAGAGCUGGGAGAAAAGCCGCUCAAAAAUGACCGCUGGCGCAUCCCAAAGUCGAGAUAUGCCUCCAACUCCACAUACAUAUCCCAGGAUCCGCGGCUGCGACCUGAAUACAUGGACCCAGACCUUGUCAUCGACGAAGACAUCAAGAGACGCCUCCUGGACGGCGGCAUGGAUGACCUGCUGGCCACCCACUUCGCCCACCUCUUCAUCCGCGACCCCAUCGUAAUCUUCGCCGAGGACCUCCAAGAACUUGACCUCAACCAAACCAACCACUUCGAGAACCUACAGUCGACAAACUGGCAACACAUCCGCUUCAAGCCACCGCCGGCCGAAAACGACAUCGGCUGGCGCGUCGAGUUCCGCCCCAUGGAGAUCCAAAUGACCGAUUUCGAAAACGCCGCCUUCAGCGUAUUCAUGGUGCUCAUCACCCGAGCCAUCCUCAGUUUCGAUCUGAACCUCUACAUCCCCAUCCCGCGCACGACUGAGAACAUGGAAACCGCCCACGCUCGCGAUGCCGUCCUCGAGCAGAAAUUCUACUUCCGCAAAGACCCCUUCCCACACCGUAUCCCGCGCCCACAGCAACAGCAACAGCAGCCUUCCUACAGCAACCAAACAAAUACCAGCGGAAACGUCUCAGAGUCCAGCUCCCGUUGCUCCUCCGGCUUCUCAACUCCGAACCUACGCCCCGUCGAAUCCGAGUACGAGCUCAUGACCAUCGCAGAGAUCGUCAACGGGACACAGGACGGGUUUCCGGGCCUGAUCCCGCUGGUCGAGUCGUAUCUCAACGGCGUCAAUGUCGAUGUGGAGACGCGGUGUCAGCUGGCGACGUACCUAGAGCUUAUCCGGCGGCGUGCAGAUGGCAGUUUGUGGACGAAUGCGAAGUGGAUCCGUGAGUUUGUGGCUAAGCACCCGGAGUAUAAGCAUGAUAGUGUGGUCUCGGAGAAGAUCUGCUUUGAUCUUGUUAAUGCUGUUGAGGAGGUUACGGAGAAGGAAGGGAAGGGUGGGAGUGUUGGGUGGGAGAUGUUGAGUAGGACUACGGAGUGAUUUUUUCUUUUCCCCCUUUUGCCCACUUCUCUUUCGCCCUUUUUUCCAUUUCUUUCUAUUUCAUUUUUUCCCCCAUUUACUGUUACUUGUAUAACGCUGUUUACGUCCUGACUCCUGCGUUCUGGCUUUCUUCAUACUUUUUGCUCUAGAUCUUUGUCAUGAUGUCAUUUCUAACGAUAUAAUUGUCUACUUCAUUCAGGGGCGGUGGUAACUGCUUUUUGCUAGGAAUAUUUAGACUCACCCCCAAUGGUGGAAUCAAUGACCAAAGAUAUUUUGCCUUCUUUUUUUAACAUUUUUCAUUUCUUUCUAUACGAUGUGAUUUACCAUUCAUUUCUGGCGGGGAAAUCAUGAUUAUGAAUUAGUUUAGAGAUGGAUGGGUAUUUCGCCAACCCCCCUUUGGUUCCUCUCUUUCAUGCUCUUGUCUCAUGCCCACUCACACGCACGCUUAAGAUCUCAUUAUGGAAGAUGCAUAAAAGACCUAUACUCUGUACAUACAGAGUACAUCUGACUACUUCAUCGCAACACGAUAAUUCCUACUAAGUGUAAAUCUAAUGUAUUUAAACCCCCUUUUUUAUACACCGGCACUAACAUCCCCCCUAACCUUCUUUUUUUCCUUUCUUCUUUUCCUUACUCUUUUUCUUUUUGCUUCAUUGUUAAGUUACGGGACUGAAACGCUUGCAUUUACAGUACGUCCUGUUCAAGUUUCCUAUUACCAGGUUGUUCAAUUGGCAAACUGCUAGCCUUGGUGGUUAUCAAAGCAUGACGCUAUUAACAGCCACAGCCAGCUGAGUUUAAGAGCCUGCCGCCAUCAUCCUCCUACCUAACAGCAGGCAGACGGAAGCUGUCAUAUGAUGGGAAACAGAGAUAGGGGCAACGGGGCUUUCUGUCUCGGACGUACUAUGCAUCAGAAUCUCUUGAGUAUAGUUAGCCUCAGCCCAUCCUUCUCCAUGAAAUAUGCGGUCCCAAUUGCGCAAUUGGCUAGCUACCCAAUCCUUCUACACCGCCAGUAUAACUACUAAAAGUUUGACUACCAGCAAGGUACAUGUACAUACAUAUACACAUUACAUUAAUCAACUCAAGCAAGAAGAACACCUCACCAUAUUGGUAAAUUUCAUAAACCAAACAACUCAACCCACGGAAAUUCCCCCUCAGUUUCCCUCCUGGAUCAACCUCCCUAGUAUCUAGGAUGAGGGCAA
This is a messenger RNA of Blastomyces gilchristii SLH14081, 3711 nucleotides long. RefSeq names its product glutamate-cysteine ligase. The transcript has 7 exons. Gene Ontology annotation, biological process: glutathione biosynthetic process. The coding region runs from base 491 to 2515 and encodes 674 amino acids. Gene Ontology annotation, cellular component: glutamate-cysteine ligase complex. Gene Ontology annotation, molecular function: glutamate-cysteine ligase activity. The record is from RefSeq and is a predicted model, not a curated record. NCBI's taxonomy places the organism in Eukaryota, Fungi, Ascomycota, Eurotiomycetes, Onygenales, Ajellomycetaceae.